AUGGAAGUGAAGCAAGAAAAGCAAGAAAUGGAGAUAAAGGAGGCCAAUAGAGGAAGGGGGGAAAAGUUCCGCGCAAAUGUUUUGGAAAAAUUUGAGGAACUUAUAAAACUUGAACAUAUGUACGAAAUAAAGGAAAUAGAAUUAUGUUAUGAACAUUUAAAGAAAGAAGAAUUAAUUGAAAAGGGUAUUUUAUUAAACGACUUGACUAUAAAAACUGCCAGAAAACAUAAUGCAAAUAAAAACUCGUAUAUUAUUAAGUUAGUUAGGAAAAAAAAACAAAAUACGAAUAGUAAUGAUCUAAGUGAUGAAGAAAAUAUUGAAAACUUUAGACAUAACUUAUUCAGUAAAGGAAGUAUUGUACAUUUUUCAAAAAAGAGAAAAAAUUAUUCCCUGAAGAAAGACAACAAUGUUGGUAAUAAGAAUUUCAUAAUUCCUGAUGUUGUAAAUAUAUAUAUAUGUACUGUUCAUAAAAUAAAAAAGAAUCAAAUAAAUUUGCUAAUCAGAUGUAUUAACGAAUUGUGUAAAGAGUUAAAUAUCAGUAACACAUAUUUGUUAACAGAUAAAAGUUACUUUGAUGUCUGUUUAGUUGGCAGUGAAAUUUCUAUGAUGCGGCAACUCAAUGCUAUUAAUUUGAUGAAGACGAGUUUAGACAUACCGUCAAAUAUUUUGAAGAUUCUGUUUUUAGGAAAAAAGCCUUCCCAAGAUUUAUUUCUCCGUAAAAUUAUGGCCAUUUUUAGGCAUCGCUUGGUUGGGAAGAACAAACAUCAGGCAGCACAGGAGGAGGAGAAGCGUGAAACCACAACUCCAGUUGAGAAUCCAGAAAAAAAUGAAAAAGGCGAAUCCGAGUUGAAUGGACUUCAAAUCGAGGAAGAAAAAGACGCGUGCUACCCGAUGGAAGAAGACUUGAGAAAUGAAGAGAACUAUUACUACAAAUGUGCGAAGGAAGAAUGGGGAAACAAAAAUUUAAACGACAAUCAGAAAAAAGCAGUAUAUAUGUGCCUGUACUCGAAUGACAUCUUUUGCAUUCAUGGACCUCCAGGUACUGGAAAGACAACAGUUUUAUGUGAAUUAAUUUAUCAAUUUAUUAAAAGGAAUAAGAAGCUGUUAGUUACAGGCCCAAGUAAUGUUUCAGUAGAUAACAUAUUAAGUAAAUGUGUAGAUAUGAAUAUAAGAAAUGUUGUUCGACUUGGAUUGAAGUCUAAAAUAAGAAAGGAAUUAUGGAAUUAUAGUUAUGAUGAGAAAAUAAGAAGUUGUGAUUCUUAUAAAUUAUGUGAAGAUAUUGAUAAAGAUAUUGAAAAAUUAAAAUUAGAAAUUGGGAAAUUAAAAAAUAAGAAAAAACAUGAAAAAAUAUCAUCAUUUGAUAGGAAAAGUAUAAUGAAUUUAAAAUACGAAAUAAGACUAUUAAAUAAAAGUCGAAAAAAAAAAAAAAAUAUAUUUUUUAAUGAAUUGAUGAAUAGAAAUAAUGUUAUAUUUGCAACAUGUUCAAGUAGUUCAAAUUAUGAAUUAAAUAAAUUUAUCAAAUAUACAAAUUUCUUAUUUGAUGCAGUUUGUAUUGAUGAAUGUUGUCAAUGUACUGAACCAUUAUGUUAUAUUCCUAUAUCACUUUCAAAAAAGAAUAUUUUUCUUUUCGGAGAUCAUAAGCAAUUGGCACCUUUGGUUAAAUAUAAGAAUGGCAGUAACAAAUUAAGUGUUACAUUAUUUGAAAGACUUAUUAAGAAGUAUAAAAAAAAAAUAUCCUUUCUCCUUAAAAUUCAGUACCGGAUGAAUGAUCUCAUCUUGAGAUGGUCUAACAAAAUGUUUUAUGAAAAUCGUCUUGUUUCUCAUCAUUCCUGUAGGGACAUAACGAUUGGGGAUCUUUUUUCCCCAUCUAGAUUAGAUGUAAAAAGAGCAGGUGGUAAUAAAGGAAUAGAGGCGCAAAGUGAGCGUAAAAAGGUUGGGAAGGAUAAGAAAAAAAAAAAACAAAGCAAAAAAAAGAAUGAUGAGGAAAUGAAGCAAGUUGAAGUGUGUGCAAAUGAUAGUGCCAUGAUUCAGAGCUACAGCUAUUGUCCAAUAACGUGGAUCGAAACUGAUGGGUUCGAUGAAUUUCUUGAUGACACCAAGGAGCUAGACAUGAUACAUCUGGAAAUGAAGGGAAAAAAAAAUUACCAAUUAGGGGAUAGCCAAUUAGGAGACCACCAAUUGAGGGACAGAAAAUUGGCAGAGGACCCGGGGAGAGACCAGGUUUUGCCUGUACAAAGUGGCGAAAAGUGUGAAAAGAAAUCGCUUAAGAUAGAUGCAGCAGCGGAGCAGGAUCAGAAGAAGAAGAAUGGAUAUUCGCAUAAUGACACUUGUUGUAUGAACCAAAAAAGGAGCGAUAACGAAAGUGGUACCAUCGUGGGAAUGAACAUGACGAGCGACGACAAGGGGCAUCUAGAAGGAAAGGAUUCAAAUGGAAAAAGUUCAAAUGGAAUAAGUUCAAAUGGAAUAAGUUCAAAUGGAAAAAGUCCAAGUGAUGAAGAAAUUGACUCAGAAAGUGGACUUUCAUCUGCAGCAUCAGAAUCAGCAUCUUCAGAGGGGACGAAGGCAGAGAACAAGGAGAAGAACCUGGAAGAUGCAAUAAAAAUAGAUGUAGAGGACAUCAUAAAUCUGAAUAACAAAUCCAGAAGCAACAGUGGAGAAGCGUAUGUCAUAUAUAAGUUAAUCGAAAGAAUGCUACAUGUAGACAGGAUUAGUGCGAAUCAUAUAUGCGUGAUAACUCCAUAUUCGAAGCAAAUGAAUCUGUUAAGAAAUAUAUUUUAUGAUAAUUUGUAUAACGAAAAGAAUUAUAGAUCUGAUUAUAAAGAAAUCGAGAUAUCCACAGUUGAUUCUUUUCAAGGCAGAGAAAAAGAAAUAGUGAUUUUGUCACUUGUGUGUUCAAAUUACUUUAAAAACAUUGGAUUUUUGAAAGAUUAUCGACGUUUAAAUGUGGCAAUUACCAGAUCCAAGCGGCACGUAGUUGUUGUCGGGAAUUCCAGUACCAUAUCUAACGACACAAUAUUGAACCAAUUGUACGAGACUAUUCUCAACUAUGGAAAGGUAUAUUUAGUUAAUGAGUUAAUUGAUGUGGAGAACAUACCCCUGAACGGUUGA
This is a messenger RNA of Plasmodium gonderi, 3108 nucleotides long. RefSeq lists its product as hypothetical. The transcript has a single exon. NCBI's taxonomy places the organism in Eukaryota, Apicomplexa, Aconoidasida, Haemosporida, Plasmodiidae. The record is from RefSeq and is a predicted model, not a curated record. Gene Ontology annotation, molecular function: 5'-3' DNA helicase activity. The coding region runs from base 1 to 3108 and encodes 1035 amino acids.